AUGGAAGCAUUCAGCUUGGCGUCUCUCUUCUCGGGGAUGCUGGUGGGAUACUGGACGGAUCGGAGCGGGGACGUGAGGAAGAUCGCCCUCCUCAUGAACCUCUUCCAGAUCGCUGGGAAUCUCUUCUACUUCAUCGGGUUCUUCCCUUGGAUCCUCCUCCUCGGCCGAUUUAUCUCGGGAAUCGGAGCGGGACUGAAUACAGUUAUGUACGCCGAAGUGAGCCGAUCGACGACGGCUGAAGAGAGGACUUCCGUUUUGACUUGCAUGUUUGCCUUGAGGCAGUUGAGCAUCAGCUUCGCUCCCGCCUACAAUCUCGCUAUUGCCAAUAUAAAUUUCCAAUUGGGAGGGAUCCGAGUGACGGAAGAGAAUUUCCCUGGAAUCUUAAUGGCAGUAAUCUGCAUCAUCUUCGAGUUCGUGUUUUUCUUCUUCUACUUCAAUUUGUCCGAGGAGUUCCAAUGGGAGGAGGAGAAGAAGAGGCGGAAGGCGAGGGAGGCCGAAUCUUCUUAUGGUGCAUGCGACUCCAGAACUUCACUCGGAGAAGAACUGGAAAAGAAACUUCUACAAAAAUCAUUUUCGUCUCCCAAUUCCAAGACCGAAGAGGGAGAAGAGGUUAAGAGAACCCAAAUGCCAUCGACAGCGCUAGAUGGCGCCAAGUUGGACGAACCACCUUUGAAUGCCCGAGAGAUUUAUCGACGAGGUACAACGAUCAUCCCACCAGUGAUGCAGACCGACUUCGGGCUGGGAAAUCGAGAGAACAGUUACCUGUACAUGGCGACUGGCGGAGAGAGCCUCGUCGUCUACGUCAUGGUCAUCUUGUUGUCCAAAUGGCGAAUCCAGGAUCGAAGCAUGAUCCUCUGUGGUUCUGCUGUCAUCGUCUAUGCCCUCGUCCAUAACCUUCUCCUAGGCCUCUAUCUCCUCCCAGAUACGCCGGAUCUCCUGCCGUAUUUCGUCGCGGGCUGCAUGGUCAUGUUCGCGGGAGUACCAGCCGUGUGCGUGUGCACCAUGUGCCUGAUCACGAAGCUCGUCGAUCGACGGGCUCAGGGACUCCUUCAUGGUGUCCGUCGGGCUUGCAACUCAAUCGGAAUCGUUAUCGGACCACUAUGGGGUGGAGGGUUCGUCUUUGAACCCCUUCCCCUAUACAUCCUUCCUCUUGCAUUCGUUCUUCUCUAUGCCGUGAGUCCCAUCCUUCAUAUAAAGACAGAUGUCUUUGAUGAUGUAUGA
Molecule: messenger RNA, 1221 nt
Organism: Darwinula stevensoni
Lineage: Eukaryota; Metazoa; Arthropoda; Ostracoda; Podocopida; Darwinulidae
Source: the annotation of a GenBank genome assembly